Messenger RNA from Lachancea lanzarotensis, 1194 nucleotides. Its product is annotated as LALA0S12e00672g1_1. NCBI's taxonomy places the organism in Eukaryota, Fungi, Ascomycota, Saccharomycetes, Saccharomycetales, Saccharomycetaceae. Gene Ontology annotation, cellular component: membrane. The transcript has a single exon. Bases 1 to 1194 code for a protein of 397 amino acids. The record is from RefSeq and is a predicted model, not a curated record. Gene Ontology annotation, molecular function: magnesium ion transmembrane transporter activity. Gene Ontology annotation, biological process: magnesium ion transport.
AUGGCUAAUGCUUCCACUAUCGUCUGCAUUGGAAUAGUAGUGGGCGUGGUGUCUUCAGCGACACAGUCGCUUGGUUUGACGCUUCAAAGAAAGGCCAGCGUUACACACGUUGCACUCGUCGCAAAUGAAGAACGACCUGGCCGAUCACUGUAUAGGAACACUACGUGGCAACUGGGACUCGGACUGUUUUUGCUGGCCAACAUUGUCGGGAGUACGGUGCAGAUUGCCACGUUACCAUUGAUCGUGUUGGCCCCGCUGCAAAGUUGUGGCCUUUUGUUCAACUCACUGGCAGCGCGAUACGUGCUCAAAGAGCAUUCUUCGUGGCGCACACCUUUGGCAACGCUUCUGAUCGUCGCAGGCGGCAUGGUCAUUGGCGUAGUGGGAGUUUCGUCCUCGUCCUCGCACUCUAUAACCCAUUCUCUCGCAGAACUGUGGAAAUUGGCCCAGGCCUCGCUUUUCAGACGCUGGUUCGUCAGCACCAAUGCACUGGUGGGCGUGGUACUGGCGCUCACCUGGUACAAUUCACAGGCGCUCCCCACGUUUGUCAAGGGCAUCAGUUACGGCUGUUGUAGCGGCAUAUGGUCCGCACAUUCGUUGCUCAUGGCUAAAUCUGUUUCGGACGUAGUGACCCACGCUGUGAUGCACGGCUCAGCAGAUCUCUUCAACUCGUCAUUCUGGAUUCUGGUAGCUGUUUUCGUCUCGCUAUCACUAACACAGCUAUUUCUUCUCAAUACCGGUCUGCGACACCUUUCGACGUCCAUCCUAUACCCAUUGGUCUUUUGCAUCUACAACCUUGUCAACAUCUUCAACGGGAUAGUGUUUUUCAACGACCAAGAACAAUCUUUGUCAAAAAUCUUGGGUGUGGUACUCACAGGAGUAGUUAGUCUAAUAUGCGGGGUGGUGCUUUUGUCAAGAGACCAGUUCAUAAUCUCGCAGGGCGAGAGCUUCAAAAACCUACAAGAUUCACAACACCGUACGAGCAUGCUAUCCUACACUAGUCUCAGACCCAAGAGCGUUGAUCUGGCGGCUCUACAGGCUCCCACAUCCUCUAACACGGAAACCUCAGACCCUUUCUACGUCUCCCUCCCGCAGACACCAAAGAGAGACAAAUACAACUCAAUGUCCUCUUCAAAACGAAACAGUCGAAGGGUACUUUCUUUCGAACAGGAAGGCAUUCUCAGCCAAAUGGUCUAG